ACGAGCGAGGUAAGGGUCCACUGAAAUUUACAGCCUCGCAGCCUCGCAUCAUAGGCGCAUCGCAACUCUAAUAACCGUAAUCGAAAGGCACAUUGAACCCGCCACACGUGGCGUAGACGUCUCUUGCAAAACUCCUUCGAACAAAGCAAACAGGCACGAACGAAUUCGAACCGAACGACAACUGUCCGUUACCCGAGCAUGGUCUGUCGCGCCGCGACAUCCUAGGACCUGACCACGAACGAACGUCGCGAUGGCACCCUCAGCAACAGGCGAAAUCCCCCCUCUGCCGGCACCUCCCCAGAGAACGUACCCAUCUGCGAAGGUUUUCCCCGUGAAGGAGGCCAAGUUCGAGAAGCCAAUUCCGGUGCAGCACGAUGGACGGGAGAAGGCAAUGGCGCAGCCCUCCGGGGGCGCAGCCAUCGUCAUCGACAACGGCUCUUCUGCGGUACGCGCAGGAUGGUCCUUCGAGGAUAAUCCGAGGUUGAACAUCCCCCCCAUCAUGUCCAAGUACCGCGAUCGAAAAGCUGGCAAGACGUACUCCUUCGCCGGCAGCGAUUGCUACGCCGACACGACGGCAAGAAGCCAUAUCCGGUAUGCACACGAGCAAGGGACGGGAAUAAUCAGCAACUGGGAUGUCAUGGAACACGUCCUAGACUACAUCUUCCUCAAGCUUGGGUUGAACGGCGACGAUGCGUCCAUCGACAUGCCCAUCGUCAUGACGGAGACAGUGGCCAACCUACCUUACUCCCGAAAAUCAAUGACGGAAAUCGUCUUUGAAUGCUACGGCGCGCCGUCACUGGCAUACGGUAUCGAUUCGCUCUUCUCGUACGCACACAACAAGGGGAACACGGGCAUAGUCGUUUCGUCGUCUUACACCUCCACGCAUGUAAUACCCGUCUACAACCACAAGGCGAUGUUGAAUCAGGCAACGAGGCUGAACUGGGGAGGGUGGCACGCCGCAGAGUACCUGCUGCGGCUGAUCCGACUGAAAUACCCUGCCUUCACUGGGAAGCUCAACGUAUCGCAGGCCGAGCAUAUGCUUCGUGACCACGCAUACGUCUCGAAGGACUACGACAACGAGCUGCGGGGAUAUCUGGACUGGACCGGACUUGAGGACCGGGAUAUCGUCAUUCAGUACCCCUUCACGGAGGAGGUGAUUGUGCAGAAAACCGAGGAGGAGCUGGCACGCAUCGCCGAGCGGAAGAAGGAGAGCGGCAGACGCCUACAGGAGCAAGCGGCAAAGAUGCGCCUGGAGAAGCUCAUGCGGAAGGAGAACGAGCUCGAAUCACUCAAGAAGCUUCAAGCCAAGCUGGAGCAGCAGACCAAUAAGAAAGAUAUCAGGCGGCUGCUGGACAGUAACGAUCUCAAGGACGAAGCGGCCCUGGAAAGGGCCAUCGCAACCUUGGAGAAGGCGGUCAAAAAGGCGCGGACCAAGGAUGUCGGCGGUGACCCGACGGAGGAGCAGCAGGAGCCCGUGUUCGACCUCUUGGAUGUGCCGGACGAGGAGCUGGACGACGCCGGCCUCAAGGCCAAGCGCCAGCAGAAGCUCAUGAAGUCGAACCACGACGCGCGCGCGCGCGCCAAGGCCGAGAAGGAGGCCGAGAAGGCUCGCAUUGAGGAGGAGAAGCGGCUGGACGAGGAGCGCCGCGAGAACGACCUCGAGGGUUGGCUCGAAGAGAGGCGCCAGGCCCGUGCCGUCACGCUCCAGAAGAUGAAGGAGCGCGAGCGUCUCAAGCAGGACCUCGGCAACCGCAAGUCGCUCGCGUCGCAGAUCCGCAUGAAGAGCAUCGCCAAUCUCGCCUCGGACAACCCGACCAAGAAGCGCCGCCGCGGCGGCGACGACGACAACUUUGGCGCCAACGACGACGACUGGGGCGUGUACCGCCAGAUCACCGUCGGCGACAACAGCGACGACGAGCAGGAGGAGGAGAACCUCGAGGCGAACCUCAAGACGUACGAGGAGGACCUGCUCCGCUACGACCCCGACUUCACGUACGAGCACACCCACGAAGCGCAGACAGACUGGUCCAAGUCGAUGCUGCACGCUUUCACGCGCGGCCCGCGGCCGUUCGACGCCGGCUCACAGGCCGAGUUAAACCAGAUUCACCUCAACGUUGAGCGCAUCCGCGUGCCCGAGGUUGUGUUUCAGCCAUCCAUCGCCGGCGUCGAUCAGGGAGGUCUCGUCGAGAUCGUCGGCGACAUCCUCAACCAGCGCCUCGGCGGCGUCCCCAACCGCGACGACUUCCUGAGGGACGUCUUCCUCACGGGCGGUAACAGCCUAUUCCGCGGCUUCGACGACCGCCUCCGCCAGGGCCUGACGCCGCUGCUCCCGGCCGGCGCGCCCCUCGCCAUCCGCCGCGCCCAGGACGCUCUCAAUGACGCCUGGAAGGGCGCUGCUGGGUGGGCGGGCUCAUCCGCGUGGAAGGCCGCCACCAUCACGCGGGAGGAGUACCAGGAGAAGGGCUCCGAGUAUAUCAAGGAACACGACCUCGGCAACAUGUCGUAUGUAUGAUCAGUCAAUCGGAAACAGAGGCGCUUCGUAGCACGGCAGGUCUAAGGGCAGAGGAACAUGAGUGGGACGCGGGGAAGACAUCAAUGCUGUGGGGUUUUCGUUUAUCCGUUUAUUUUCAAAUCGACGAGAAAAGAAAAAAAAAGCAGGCUUCAUUGCCUUUCUUUGUACGAUCUGCGUGCCGUUCCACUCCAAACCUGCACCCUCCUGAUUCUGGAUCAAGUCGCGUCACCACGUGGGCAGCAUCUAUCAGGUAGUGAGUGAGAAGGCAAAGUGAUUCAGCGAAGACUAUCUGCGACGGGGAACCGGGUCUAGCCGAGGCCAACCAGGUCGUGCUGGUGAAAGCCGGCCAACGCAAGACCUCUUCCCAUGCCAUAUGGGGCCACCGGCGUAGGAACCGUCACAUACAAACAAUGAUCAGGGUUGCUGCCGAGCGGUUUUCAUCAAGCCCUCCUCCAAAUCCCUCACUUGACACGCUCGCUCUCGUGCCAACAUCGCGACAACCACAACAACUACCGCUCCCCGUCCUCUCCCUUUUGAUGAAGAACCACAGCCCGAGGGCAUCGUAACGAAACACCUGCAAAAUGUGGGUAGAAGAAACCAUGCCGGUAACGCCAGUCCACUAGUAAUAUCUUGACAAACCAUUGUACCGCAACGCCAGCGACGUGAAAACCAAUGAGAUUGUAAUGCGACGCGCCUUUGUUCCUCAAGCGCAUUCACAUGGAGGCAGUUGGGGCUGGGAGGCCGUCAGGCAGCUGGGGAUCAAUCUCCUCGCUCUCCCGCCGCGCUUCGUCCUUAACCUGCUCGGCCUGGAAGCCUUUGCUUGUGAACUGUUGUCUCUCUGCUAGCUGCUCUUGAGCCUGCAGCCCCGCCACUGCUUGCGCAACAGCUUCCAGAGGACCGGCGCCCCCAUUGCUGGGCGCGACCUCUGGACCACUUGUAGGAACCGCGGCAGGAGGCGGCAUGGGCGGGUGCUGAAGGUUGACGUUGGGGGGAGGUUGAGGAACUUCGCCCUGGACAUCAAGCAAGCGUGACUGAAGGUGAAUCACGUACUCGCGCAAGGCGUAAUUCUCCGACUGCGUCGCCUUGUACUGCUGCUCCAUCUCCAUAUAGUCUCGGACUUGCUGCUCGAGCUUCUUGAUGUACCCCUCCUUGCGCUGGCGGAAAGCCCUCUGUAGUGCAUCAGGUCAGCGCGAGCCCUUUGGCAAGUAGUAAACGAAGCUGGGUAUUGCGGGCUUGGCAGCAGUGGGUGGCCGGGCAGUCUGGCUGACGUGACUCUGCAUCAUGCGCGAGGUGACCAAGCGCCAUUGAUCCCGAGUCGUCUCUCAUUGUGUGUACAUACCUGGGCAGCUCGGUUUUGUGCGGCGCGCUUAGAUUGCGACAGCUCGCGCUUGGCUUUGCGGCCCUCGGCGGUCUCGUCCAGCGCCAUGCCUGACGGGGGGGAGUGGAUCGGAGGCGCUGUAGAUGGUCCGGCAGUCGUCGGAGGCGGUGCAAUCUGUUGCUGUUGCUGCGGCUGUUGAGGCUGCGGCGGCGGCGGCGGUUGCUGCUGCUGCUGUUGCGGUUGAGAAGAUACGCCAGCGGGCAUCAUGUUGACGGCUGGCGCGUGGGCAGCUCGAGCUCGGAGAUCAGGAUGGAUAUGCGCUUCGGAGUCGGCGUGGUUGUUGGCUAUCGGCGGCAAGACGGGUGGCGAGGUCGAGCCGUUACUAUAGCCAUGAGCAGGCGACGCGCUCGAUGGGUUGGAAGAUUGAGAACGAGCUCCGCGGGAUGGGACCGUCGCGUUGUCUGACGAGUUAGGCGUGGUGUGCUUGCUUAGUAGCUCAAGCUGCGCGUGCAAGUGGGCGUCUGUGGAUAGGACAUGUCAUGUCAGCAACGAAUGUCGAAGCUCUGUGCGAAGCCAAGACUUGUCAAAAGCGGAUGGCCUGAGGGGAAGUGAAAUACGGAGCUGUUUCUGGUUGAUGUAGUAUAGGGAAUUGCAGCUCGAUGGAAUUCCAGGGAGUUGUGAAGUGACCGUAGUAGCAGGGGUCUGGGAGGGUCUGGAAGAUGCGCCGUGAUGUGUAGUAGGUGCAAGAACUAGCCGACUGAGCCGUAGCUGAGUCUUCGCGGUGUUCCGCCUCGUCUCGUUUUGCUUCCAGCGACACAUCGCGAAGACAAAGAGGGAAAGGCGCAGCUCAGACAACUGCUAGGUAGUUUUGGGAAGUCUGCUGAUGGAUGGGGAAGAUGAUAAGGGGGGGUGAUUACAUAUCAGCGGUGGUGUGGGAGCGCGACCACUCCUACGACAGAGCAGGUAUUGAUGAUUGCAACGCAAUUUAAGGUGAGGAAAGCUUCCCCUUGCGCAGAGUACAUGAGAUCCGCGCAAGGUACAAUGCAAGCAGCGAUUGAAAUCCGAGGUAAGGCGGAGAGCCAGGCCAGCAACUGGGCCUGGAGGACGGAUUGAGGUAGAGGUGAGAGAGUGAGAGAGGUAGAGAGAGAGAGGAAGAGGGUGGUGGCAGAGAGGAGGGAUGGUACGGGAUCGACGGGAAUUGGCAGAGGGCUUGCUAACCGUAGAACGACGCGAAGGUAAGAUGAUUCAGGAAAGGGAACCAGGGAACAGAAGAGAGAGAAAGGAGAAAGGCAAAAGACAUUCAAUACUCACCUGUGUUAGUGGUGGUAUUCGCAGAAGGCGAGGGCGAAGCGCUCUGCAUCUUCAAGCUCCGGUUCUGACUCAGCAUGAAGU
Colletotrichum destructivum is the source of this 5222-nucleotide messenger RNA. RefSeq names its product Putative Actin family, ATPase, nucleotide binding domain-containing protein. The coding region runs from base 251 to 2512 and encodes 753 amino acids. Gene Ontology annotation, biological process: regulation of DNA-templated transcription. Gene Ontology annotation, cellular component: Ino80 complex; cytoplasm. The record is from RefSeq and is a predicted model, not a curated record. The transcript is spliced from 4 exons. Lineage: Eukaryota; Fungi; Ascomycota; Sordariomycetes; Glomerellales; Glomerellaceae.